Messenger RNA from Cylindrotheca closterium, 2514 nucleotides. The record is from the annotation of a GenBank genome assembly. NCBI's taxonomy places the organism in Eukaryota, Bacillariophyta, Bacillariophyceae, Bacillariales, Bacillariaceae.
AUGCCUACACGAACUCGGAGAGCAGGGACAGGGAAGCAGCAACGCUCCGGAGUUGUACCAGACAAAGAAGUUCACGGGGCAGCGGCAGCAGGAGGUAUCUUGGCGUCAUUUAAUGUGAAUAUACCAGUUGUCAAGAAUCGUCUACAAGAAAAAGAAAAUGACAAAGUGCCAUCUUCUGUGAUGAUUUCUAGUGCGCAGCGAGCGCUCUCUCAUUCUGCAAGUGAGAAACUAGAUGGACAUAACAAAAAGAAAAUCGCCCGCUCUUUUGAACAGGAUGUCGAUGACGACUUCAGCGCCAUCAGCUGUGAUGUUUCUCCGCGAAGACUAGACAUAUCAAGAAUCCAAGACGCUGUCUCCAGUUUUUCUGGUGAUUUGACUAUGAGUAACGACUCUAUAUCACAGGAUUUGACGCUUUCUCUGCAGCCGUCGGAGGACGAAACAACCGAAGACCCCUCGUCUUCCCCGCGCAGUUAUGUAGCAGACCUUGAUACAGUUGACAGUGAUCAAGAGUCUAGUUUCACUGUAAGCGAGGCAAAUUCGGAAUCCCAGUGUGAAACCUCGGAGAGUUUAGUGGAGGAAUCAUAUGAUCCAGGACUCGAAGACGACGAGUACAAUCCCAACGAGGAAAUCGAAAGCGAAUCAGACGAAGAUCUGGAAUUCAUGGAGGGCGAAAUCGGCGAUUCCCCAGAGUUCACACCGACGCAAACGAGAGUACAACAUGGUGAAAUAGGUUUAGGAUCUGUCGCCGGGGAUACAGGCAAGGAAGUUUCAUCACGAACGACAGAAUCUGACGAUGAUAGCACUGUCGUUGAACGUACACCAAAGCCGAAAUCGAGAAGUCUCCCUCUUUCGAUGAUUUCGCCGGAGAUUCAAUUGGCAGAGAUUGUCGACGACGACGAAAUAACGGACAAUGACAUCCUUGUGGCUACCAUCAUCGACGGAGACCAAGCACUAUCUUCAGAAAAACACCCAAGAAACAUUGGAAUCCUCAGAUUGCAAAAACAGAAUGAUGGCAUCCCUUUUAACCAAACUGCCAGUGAUGACUUUCAAAAUGAUGGCCACGAGGCACAAAAGUCCUUACUGGUCAAGAAGGACAAUACAAUGGAUAACCAAGGGAGGAAUGAAAAUGUCACAGACUCGCUUGAAUAUUACGAAGCAUGGGAUGCAAAUGAAUCAAUACCAUCCAACAAGCCUCUACCCUACCAUACACCAAUCCAAAAGAAACCGAAGAGCAGCAAGAAGACCUUCUGGCUAGAAGGCAGGGUGAAACGAGGUAAAUGGACUCUUGGUGCCAAGAUUGGAGUUGGCUCCUUUGGUGUAGUUCACGUUGGCAUGAACACACUCACUGGAUCCUUGAUGGCAGUGAAGAUAUUCAAGGUCGAUGGUGAAGCUGUAAUGAAGGAUGUCCGCCGGGAGGUUGAGUUGAUGAGAUUGCUAAAACAUCAGAACAUUGUUCAGUAUCUUGGAGCUCAAAUGGACAAAACGCAUUUGCAUAUCUUUCAAGAAUGGGUUCCGGGCGGCAGUGUUGCGUCUAUGCUUAGUCGCUUUGGUGCGUUUCCGCUGCAAGUCAUCCAACGAUACCUCUCACAAACGCUUUUAGGCCUCCACUACUUGCAUGAGAACAACAUCAUACACCGAGACAUCAAAGGUUCCAAUAUUCUGGUCAAUGAUGGGGGGGUAGUAAAGCUCGCAGACUUUGGUGCAAGCAAGAAACUGUCAAAUUUGCGAGGGGAUAUGAUGAUGAGUCUAACCGUUCGUGGAACUCCAUAUUUCAUGGCGCCAGAGGUUUUUGAAGAAAGAUAUAGUUCGAAAGCUGAUAUUUGGGGGAUUGGAUGUGUUGCCUUCCAAAUGAUUACCGCAAGUCCACCAUGGAAAGAUCAAGGGUUUACAAAUCCUAUUUCACUAUUCAACCAUAUCAAACGAACCUCUGGCCCACCACCGUUACCACACUCAACUGCAGCAAACUUUCCGAAAGAAGAUCUGAAUCUGAUGAAUGCAUUUGACAUGCUCAUGACGACAUGCUUUGAAACAGAACCGUCCACGAGACCCUCAGCACAGGAGUUGUUAGGUCACAAUUUCUUUGAUGAAAUCGCUUCUGACAUGGGAGAUGAUGAUUCUCUACAUCAAAGACUUUUCUCCCCAGAAAGUCAAAUUCAAUCGCCAUGGAGUAUAAAAUGCAAACAGGCAGGUGAUUUUGUCAUUCCUUUCUAUCCACAAUGCAAAUCUGAGCUAUACAGCGAUCCAAACCAUCUUGUUGGUGGUUCAGAAAUUUGUUCUCCUCAACGCGACACUUCUGAUUGGCCAGAAUGGGCAAAGGAUCAACUUGGAAAGAAGGAACAGACCACCCCUUCAAAGGAGAAUGGGCUUUCAAACAUGAUGGGAAGCCUUGCAUUGAGCGAAGAUAGCAUACAGCAAAAUCCGUUUGCAAGAAAUUUAGUGCUUGCAGGAGGAAGCACUGUGUUUUCCAACUUGUUGGGCCUUCAAUUGAUUGAUAGGAAGGACGCUGAAGACUAG